This is a messenger RNA of Chaetomium fimeti, 1473 nucleotides long. RefSeq names its product transferase. Lineage: Eukaryota; Fungi; Ascomycota; Sordariomycetes; Sordariales; Chaetomiaceae. The transcript has a single exon. The record is from RefSeq and is a predicted model, not a curated record. Gene Ontology annotation, molecular function: acyltransferase activity, transferring groups other than amino-acyl groups. The coding region runs from base 1 to 1473 and encodes 490 amino acids.
AUGCCGAAGACCGAGGAGUACCAGUUCCGACCGCUGGGCUGGGAGAACGACCCAGAAGUGGAGAGGCUGAGGUUCUCCAGUCUCGACUAUCUCGCUGCGUGUACUUACAACAGCUACGCCUUAUUUUUUAAAUUGGAAGAUGAAGAGAGGCCCGGAACUCUUGCUGCCCUGAAGGAGGGCUUGGAGAGAACGCUCGCGCAAUGCAGGCAGUUAGUCGGAACGAUCGAGAAGAACGACGACGACGAUGACCAUUCCUUCGUCAAGAAGCGAGAUAGCACUGUCAGGCUCGUUGUCAAGUACUUCGAGGCAGAAGACAACGUCCCGUCCAUGUCCGAGAUCGAGAAGGCUCACUUUGCUUCGUCCUCCCUCGGAGAUACCGGCCGUUUUGUUGUCGAGGGAAUGACAUACGGCGAGAAGCCUGAGUGUUUUCCGAGUGCGAAGCCCGUUGUGUCGGCAUACCAGGCCAAUUUUAUUCCCGGCGGGUUCCUUUUUAUGAUCAACCUCCACCACUACGCCAACGAUGUGAUGGGAUGGGCCAACUUCGUGUACCAGCUAGCCGACAACUGCAAUUCCAUCGUCAACAAGACCGCGCCCCCCUCGUGGGACCCUGCGAAUUUAGAUGCAAGCCGUUUCACUGCAUCCGAAUUUCCUUCCGAGUCAAAAGUUGAUGGCCCCACGUCCCCGGAACGCCAUCCUCUGCUGCGCGAACACGCUGCGCUCUUAUUCCACCUCCCCAAGAGCAAGGCUAAAGAGCUGAAGGGGCUCGCUACGCGGGCUGGAGAAGGCCAGAUGGUCCCUUGGGUUUCGACUUAUGAUGCCUUUUCGGCCCUCCUAUGGCGUGUCAUUACCCGGCACCGCGCCACACUCUACAACUCAUCUCCAGAUGAAACGCCCAUCUUCAUUGAAGGAAUCAACAUGCGGACUCGAACAGACCCGCCCGUGGCCAACAGGCUGCAGCGUAACUUGUUCUGGGCUGCAGUCUCUGCGAACUACCCAAAUCCACUCGCUAUCAAGGAGAUUGCCUCUCUGGGAGACGUCGUCCCUCUCUCCCUUUUGGCGAGUAAGAUCCGUACCAUGACGAACAGCAUGGACCAAGCGGGGCUCGACAAGGCUCUUGCCAUGCUGGCUCCCGUCCGCGACAAGACCUGCCUAUUUUCGAGGGUUGACUCGUUCCCGCCCCUGACGGUGGUCAUAACCGACUGGCGCCUAGCUGCCGUGUGCGAGAAGGCCGAUUUCGGUUUCGGUCGGCCAUCCGCUUUCCGGCAUUUCCUCGAUGCCGUAUCCGAGGGGUUGAUUACCGUCUACCCGCCUCGUAUGUUUGGUAGCGACACCGACGAGGGCUGCGAAUUCGUAGUCACGAUGGAGAACGAGAUUGUUGAGGCGGUUUUAGAUGAUUCGGACCUGAAGAAGUAUUUCGAGUUCAGGGGGUAUGAGGUGAAAAGGGCGGCGAAGACCUCGCCGGAAUCCGCGUGA